Molecule: messenger RNA, 3303 nt
Organism: Cryptococcus wingfieldii CBS 7118
Lineage: Eukaryota; Fungi; Basidiomycota; Tremellomycetes; Tremellales; Cryptococcaceae
Product: ATPase
Exons: 6
Coding region: 1-3303 (1100 amino acids)
Cellular component (GO): mitochondrial outer membrane
Molecular function (GO): ATP binding; ATP hydrolysis activity
Source: RefSeq, a predicted model, not a curated record
AUGCGUCCCUCCGUCCCCCGCCCGCACGGCCCCCUCCCCCGCUCCCUCCGCACCACUGCAGCAGCCCGCCAGCCACGUGGCCCCCCCAACGCCGCCCCCCUCCCAGACACCCUCCAGCCAGUCUACACACACCUGGCCACCACUUUCCUCCCUCGCAAUCAACCCCUCUCUCCCGACCCCUCUGCCUCGCCCUUCACUCAUGUCAUUUCUUUCCCCCAAGGAUCCCAGGGGAGACCGCGUACAGACCCUGCUGACGAGAGAGAAGACCAGCCGAGUGCCCAGUCUCCAGAGACAGUCAUGGCACUCGCUUCUCCUUUCGAAGGAGGAGAGUUCUAUGUCAAAGACGCCGUACAGAAGAUGGCAAACGAGCUAGAUGCCGAUGUCGUGAAUCUCGACCUGGUUCUUGGUGUAGCCCUGGAUGGGGCCGCAUCUCCCUUGGGUAUCGAGGGCCCUCCUGCCUUGCCGUCCCCUAUCAACCCGGUGUAUCAGCCCGCACCCUCUCCUUUCCCGUCUUCGCCAUCUCGAAAGUCACAACAGGAUCUCGAAGGCGACGACCCCAUGGCAGGUCUGGGAGUCGCCGGCGUCCCCGUGGCCGUCCUGGGCGGAGGUGGUGGCUUCUCCGGUCUUCCUAUGCCUGGAAUGGGCGGAGAUCAUGCCGACGAGAGUCUGUUUCCAGGUCACAUCAACGAAGAAUGGAUCUCGUUCUUCUCUCGUAUCAUCAACACCCAGACGUCGUCUGAGACGACUGGCAGAAAGAGGAUCAUUCUUUUGGACUCGUCCGUGGCCAUGAGCAAGACGUUUUCGCUUUGGUGGCCAUCUUUGGUAGAAGCCGUACAGCGAAGGAGAAGAGGUCAGCUCAUGGCCGGGAGAAGGGCGCGCGCUUCAAAGGGCACCGCACCCGAGCUCUUGUACCCUACGACCAUCGUCCUCCAAUGCGCCCCGUCCCCUCUUCUCUCACAAACAUCCCCCUCUCUGUAUACGUCAACAGACAAAGAAGAUAACGAGAUUUUGGAUGACGCGGAAGGUGCAGAAGACGAAAAUCCAGAUUUCGACUCGCAGGCAAGCGCUGUCAUGUCGGCUCUCGAGGACAAGCUCAGAGGUUUGGGAUUCAAUGUCCAUCACCAGGUAGAAGUUGUCAAGCCGAAAGCUGGGCCUAGAUUAUGGUGGGGAAGCGAAGAAGGUGAUGCAGCGGGGAGAAAAGAAGGCGACCAGUCCAGGCUUCGAGGCAUCCUGGGUAAAAACCUCGCUUCCAUAUUGCCAUCAUUCGAUGGUGAAGCUCGUGAAUCACAGCCCGACCACCCUCUGAAACGUCUCCUGGGUCGUUUAGGCCCUUCCCCCGCCGAUCCUGCCGAGAACAAUGCCUCGCCGCUUGUCUGGAAAGCCUACCCCAUCAUUCCCCUUCAACGCAAUUUUGCUGCCGAAAAAGAAAGCCGAGCAUCGCGUAAGCGUUUGUAUACUGCUGCGUUGCUCACGCGGGCGGUCCAUCAGCUUGGCGGAGAGUUGAAGGACCCACUGCAGGUCUUAGAGGUCAGUGAGACGACCGGCAAGCCCUUGACCAGGAAGACCGAGCUGAGCGGCAUUGGCAAGGGCUGGGGUAACAGCGUAGUAUCUUGGUCUAAUGCUUUGCAUAUGGCUAGUAUUGCACUCGGGAAAGAGGCGAUCAGGCAAGGCAAAGACUUGAAGACUGCCUCGAUCUCUGUCACAUGGGCAGACAUCAUCGAUGCGUCAAAGGCUAUGGCUGAAGAAAAGGUGCAAGCGGCCAACCAAAUAUCCAGCCACUUGUCCAUGGGUGGCAAGAAGGGUUCCAAGACGACCCAAGGUCCCGAGGUCGAAAGUCAGCCUCAGCCUCUAGUCGAUCCCGUAGUUGAAAAUCUCAAAAAGGAUAAAAAAUUGGGACAGCACGAAAAGCGGUUGCUGAACUGUAUCGUCGACCCCACCAAGCUCGCCUCGACCACAUUCAAAGACGUUCAUCUGCCCGAUAAUACUGUGGAUGGUAUCAGGUCGAUGAUUUCUUUGCCGCUUCUCUAUCCAGAGGCAUUCAGAGGAGGUGUCUUGAAAGAUCACGCAACAACGGGAGCACUUCUUUUCGGCCCACCAGGUACUGGUAAGACGCUGUUGGCUAGAGCCGUAGCAGCGGAAAGUGGUGCUAGGAUGUUGGCGGUGCAACCGAGUGAUGUGAACGACAUGUAUGUUGGUGAAGGCGAGAAACUUGUAAAGGCCGUCUUCUCCCUCGCCCGUCGAUUGUCUCCUUGUGUCGUGUUUCUCGAUGAAGUCGACGCCCUCUUUGGUGCUCGCACUUCCCGAGGAUCAUCCGGAAGCAUGUCGCACAACCUCAUUCUCACUGAAUUCAUGCAGGAAAUGGACGGUCUCUCUUCUGCGAUCGCCAACAAAGACAAACGUGUCGUAAUCGUGGGUGCUACCAACAGACCCUUUGAUCUAGAUGAUGCGGUCCUGAGAAGAUUGCCCAGGAGGUUGUUGGUCGAUCUGCCCGGGGUGGAAGGUCGAAAAGCCAUCUUGGAGAUCCUGUUGCGCGGGGAGGAGAUCGGAGACGACGUGGAUUUGGACAAGCUUGCCAAUGACACCGAUGGGUUCUCGGGGUCCGAUCUCAAGCAUUUGUGUGUCAGCGCUGCCAUAUCAGCCGUCAAGGACACCGUCCCCAUCCCCUGGCUCAACGGCUCGGACACCCCAUCGGCACCUACUUCCGCCUCCGAUAUUGCAGCUGAAAGCUCCCUGAUGGGUCGCGCUGGUAGUGAUGGUGGACAGACCGAAGUGUUGGUAGUCCCGACCGACGGCGGUGGAGGAGGCAGGAAGAAAGCCAAGGUGGCCAAAGAGAAGGCGCCAGCGUCUGCCACGACUGCCCACGUUACUUUCCCACAGGUGGCAGCUCAGCCGGAACCGGUUGAAGAGAGCAACGCUGGCGAACAGGAAGGUGUCGGGCAGGUCCUCCAAGAAGAAACAGAGGCUGGUGAACAGCUCUUGUCUGCCGAAAAAUCUAAAGCCAACCUCCCGGAUGAUUCUGAAGCCCCCGCUCUCGAACCGGCCUCCGAGAACGCUGCCGAGCUCCAGCUUCCGAAGAGAGUGUUGCUCAGCAAGCACUUCAAGGUUGCGCUUUCAGAAAUCAGACCAAGUGCUUCUGAAGAGGGUUCUUUGCCAGAGUUGAGAAAAUGGGCAGAGCAAUUCGGAGAAGGCGGCAAGAGAAAGGGAAGAAAGAGUGGAUUCGGCAAAGGCUUCGGGUUUGGAGACCUGGAGGAGACGAAAGGAAGGCAGGAGGGAGGAUACGGAAGAGUGAGGGGCGAUGAAUAG